Molecule: messenger RNA, 1329 nt
Organism: Prorocentrum cordatum
Lineage: Eukaryota; Dinophyceae; Prorocentrales; Prorocentraceae
Source: the annotation of a GenBank genome assembly
AUGGUUCACCGCGGCGACAGUAGCCUACUGGAUGUCAAGAUUGCCGACUUUGGCCUCUCCAAGGUAAUUGCCGAGGGCGCCUCCCUGGCCAAGACUGUCGCGGGAACGCCCCAGUACUGGGCCCCCGAGGUCAGGGAUGUUCAGGCGUGCGGCGGCAGCUACAGCCAGGCGGCCGACCUCUGGAGCCUGGGUGUUGUGCUGUUCGUGAUGCUCUGCGGGAAGUACCCCUUCGACGGCCACAAGUUGUCGUUGCAGGAGCAGGUCCAGAGGGCCUCCGUCAACAUGGGGAAGCGCGGGAUCUCCGACGAGGCCAAGGACCUGGUCCGCGGGCUCUUGAAGGUGAACCCCUCGGAGCGGCUUCGACUGGAAGGUUGCUUCUGCCACCCCUGGUUCACCGGCGCCGGCCAGCUCCAGAACCUGUCCGAGGCCCACCCAGGCUCUCCUCAGAGCGCGGGCCGCCGAUUCGACUCGCCCGGGCCCCUCGGCGCGCACCAGGGCAUGGACGGCGUGCGCCAAGGCCUCACGCCGGUGGUGGAGGAGCGCAACGCCAGCGGGGGCUCCUCGCUGGCGCAGAACGGCGACGAGCGCGCCAGCCGGGGCUCCUCUCGGCGCCCCUCGCCAGGCGUGCGCGGGGCCAGCGGCAACUCCUCGACGGCGUCCUUCUCGUGCGCGCCCUCGGGCGCCUCCGGCGGUCGGGCCUCCCCGCCCUCGGCGGGAGCGAGACGAGAGGCAUCAUCCGACGAGGCCGACGCGGAGGACUCGCCGCGCGGAUCCUCGUGGAGACGACGAUGUUGGUGUUGGCACCGCAAGGGAGGGCCAGGGCUCGUGCUCUCCGGCCCGCCUGGCCUCUGGUGGCUCGCGCUCGUGCAGCUGCUGCUGGUGGUUUAUAUGCUGUGGCCGACCAGGCGAGCCUGGACUCCGCGGGACGCCCAAGGCGAGGAGCGGGCCAUGCCGCUGGCGCCCAGGCAGGAGGGCCCCAUCUUCGAGGUGCGGGUGCAGCCGACGCCCGCCCCCAGGCCCAGCGGCGAGAUCUCCUGCGCCGUGGCGCCCAGCCCGCCGACCCAUGACCCUCACUGGCAGGUGCCCGUGGUGCCGAUGCACAACCUCGGCUCCGAGGUGGAGUGCAAGAAGAAGGAGGUGUUCAGGCGUCUGCAGGAACUGCUGUCGAUGGAGAUCACAGUUGUCUUCUACAUGCACAUGGGCUCCCUUGUCCUGUUGGACACGGACCCGCACAUAGCCGAGACAAUGCAGCAGAUCUCCCAAAACCUCCGGGACGAGCUUCAGCACAAGGCACAUGUAAUCCAUUCGCGAAUUCUGCCUACCACGUGA